CAAAAUGGCGACACAUGGCAGAGUUUCGGGUUGGCCGAGGAAAAGUGGACAGCCUGCGGGCAGCACUGGCGCUUCUUUCGGAGCAAAGUAUUCAGGAUCAGUAGCAAUGACGCUUGAAAGAACAAUUAAUCUGUAUCCACUCAACAAUUACACAUUUGGAACGAAGGAGCCUCUGUAUGAGAAGGACAGCUCGGUGCCAGCGCGCUUCCAGCGGAUGAGGGAGGAGUUUGAAAAGAUCGGCAUGCGUCGCUCUGUGGAGGGGGUGCUCAUUGUACACGAACAUGGCCUACCUCAUGUUCUACUCCUGCAGCUUGGAACUACUUUCUUCAAACUACCUGGAGGAGAACUGAACCCAGGGGAGGAUCAGGUCGAUGGUCUCAAGCGGUUACUGACAGAGACGCUUGGGAGGCAGGAUGGAGCCCCUAUGGACUGGUUGAUUGAAGACACAAUUGGCAACUGGUGGAGACCAAACUUCGAACCCCCACAGUACCCCUUUGUGCCACCUCAUAUAACCAGACCCAAAGAACACAAAAGCUUAUGCUUGGUGCAACUGCCGGCCCAAGCUUUAUUCGCAGUACCUAGGAACUACAAGCUCGUCGCAGCACCAUUGUUUGAGUUGUAUGACAACGCAGCAGGCUAUGGUCCCAUCAUCUCAAGUUUACCACAAGCUCUUGGCAGAUUCAAUUUCAUCUACAACUGAUCUUUGAACAUAAUCUGAGAGAAUCAUCUUUGCACAUACAGCUGUGGAUCAGUGGUUACCAUGGCAACAAAAAAACGACACUGCCACUGUUGAGGCUCAGGUGUUUGUAAAUGGAGAAAGCAUUCAGCGUGGCUUUUUGCUACAAGCAUGCUUUACUUUUUCUUGACUUACGAUACAAGUAAAGAUGAAGCUGAAAGGGAAUGUCAUUGCAAUCUCGUCUUGGACUCAGUUUUCAUGUAAUGAUUUUGGUAUCUCAUAACCAGCUUCUUGGCUGGUAUGGUCGAUGAUUCUGUUUGUAAAAAGUCCUUUUAAACAAAGUUAGCCAUGGAUGUAUGUUUGAAAUGUUGUCUGUAUGUUUUCUGAACUGUUAGUUUGAUUUUUGUUUGAUUUACGAUCAGAGCAUUAAUCAAACUAUAUUUUUAUGCAUGCUUACAGUCCUAUGAAUCAUUGACUUCAGUAGGAUGGCUUUAAGUUCAAAUAAAAUGUAUUUGAAAAAUAUCAGUAUGAUCUUCAUUUAACAACAAGUUGUUUUAAGGUAACUAUGUGUAUAGUUUUUAAAAAUUUUAGAAUCUUAGUGUAAUGUUUAGUGGUAUGGGAAAAUGUUGAUAAAGAUGAAAUAUGUGAGGGUGAUGAUGUGCAAGGGUGGAUGUUCAGCCCCACGUGUAUAGCUGUGUUCACUGUAGAUUCUUCCAUGUACCAGACAGGUCCUGCUCCAUCUAUACAGUAUUCAUGGGGGACAGAGUAUUAGAAGGGAUCAGUCUGGAUAUAUGGGAGAUGUGUCAUGCCUAGAUGAAUAACACCUGGCAGACGUGUCAUGCUAAGAUGAAUGACACCUGGCAGAUUAGUUAUGCUAAGAUGAAUGACACCUGGCAGAUUAGUUAUGCUAAGAUGAAUGACACCAGGCAGAUUAGUUAUGCUAAGAUGAAUGACACCUGGCAGAUUAGUUAUGCUAAGAUGAAUGACACCUGGCAGAUUAGUUAUGCUAAGAUGAAUGACACCUAUGAGACAAGUCAUGCCUAGGUUAAUUCCUCUGGGAGACUAGUUGUGUCCUGAUGGGUUAAAUCUGGAAAAUUAGCUUUGAUGGAUGACAUAAGUCUAGCUGUGCCUAGAUUGAACACGCCAGGGAAACUAGUCAUAUUAAAUGAAUUAUAAAUAUGAAACCAGCCUUGCCUAGAUGGGUGACACCACAGCGACUAGUUGUGGAAUUUGAGUGGCCUACCCAAACUUGAAUGUUAUAAGCAUUACACACCAUCUUAUUCAUGUAUAUGAAGCAUUCAAUGUUCAGAUACAAUCCACUCACUCACUCAUGCCAUCCACAUCUGAGAAACUAUGUGGCUGAAAUCCAAGGGUAGACAUGCAUCUACAUUAUCCUCUUUGUAAUGAUGACAUACCGUAAUGUAGGGCAGUACCCACAAGUGGUUAUUGGUUUUGUUUGUUUCUCUUCAGUGAAAAAAAGGACAUCAUACAUUAAUCAUGAAACACAUUAGUAUUUCAUUAAGUCUGAGAAGUUCUCUGAGUCCGGUGGUGCAAUACCUGUGAUACUGUCAGGUAAAGGAGGAAAUGUGUGUCUCAUGCUGGAAGCUCACAAGUUUCAAGCAAUCCAGUAUCAAAACAUAUAUUUUGUAAUUAUGGAUAGACUUAUUGUCUGAAAUAGUUCAAAACCAUUCUAUUUUUGGAACGAUUUUCUUCUUCUUUUAUAUCUCAUUUCUUUGGAAACAAAUUGAUGUGAAAUGGUUAACUUUUUAGCAGAUUUCAGAAUUCUAAAACAUCUUAUUAUAUUUCAUUAAGAACCUCCCUGGGUUGGCUUUACGUUUUGCCGAUUCCUGUCUGUAUCACACGCUUGUAUUACACUUAUAUGUUUGCCAUGGGAAUCUGUCCACAGUGGACUUUGUAUAUAUCUGGAUGUCAUUUUGUCCAAGCAUUUCUCAUGCCUCUUCAUUUUAAAUGAUCAUGUACACUACCAUUUGAGUUUUACACAUUAAAAACUGAUUAACUAA
Molecule: messenger RNA, 2697 nt
Organism: Haliotis rubra (blacklip abalone)
Lineage: Eukaryota; Metazoa; Mollusca; Gastropoda; Lepetellida; Haliotidae
Product: cleavage and polyadenylation specificity factor subunit 5-like
Exons: 7
Coding region: 5-700 (231 amino acids)
Cellular component (GO): mRNA cleavage factor complex
Molecular function (GO): mRNA binding
Source: RefSeq, a predicted model, not a curated record